GUCAUCUGAUCGUGGCUGCACGACCGCACGGGUCUAAUCCGGUGCAACGGGGUACCGUCUCAUUAUCUGUGAGAAGCUGAUGUUAUACGAUCAUGAUUAAAUCAUGUCUUGGACUCCUGCUAAAUGCGAAAUCACGAAUGGAAAACAGCCCUAGACGACACUUUGAUUGCACGCUCAAAUUCACGCAGACUUCACCAUGCUACGCGUCGUCGCUCACUGCGCGGAGGAGAUCUGCCCCACACGGCACGCUAAUGCCGUUAGUAAGCUGGGCUCCACAACUUUUUCUGAGGAAAACUCGCUGCAGGAAAAGUUCGACUUCAACAUUCUCGUUGUUUACCCCAAAUCAAUAUGUCAGACACCGAUAUGAGUUCAGCGGAGGAAGUCGUGAAAGUUGUUGUAAAGGAGAAGAAGGAGAAGAAGGAUAAAUCAGCGAAGAAGGCAAAGAAAGACAAGAAGGAAAAGAAAAGCUCGAAAUCCAAGGUCGAGAUCGGUUCAGACUCUGACAACGAAGCCGCCGAGACACCAGCGAAGAAGCGCAAGCGCGAAGCCUUGCCGGACGAAAUCGUAGUCGACGUUGGCCUCCCUGAGCCAGCGUCAAAGAAAGCUGCUCGCGCUGCGAAAAAGGCGAAGCUGAACCCUAAGCCAGCUGGUGCUGGUGACAACUCGUCUGCAGAUGCAACCACCGACGGUGCUGUCGGUGAAGCGAAAAAGGGGGAGGAGAAACGGUCAGAGUUUGGAGUUUGGGUUGGCAAUCUUCCUUGGUCUGCCACCAAGGAUUCGUUGCGCAGCUUUAUAAUGGAGAAUUCCGAGAUCAAGACAGAGCAGAUCACUAGAGUGCACAUGCCUCCCUCCACAAAGCCUGUCCCUGCGCACUGGACGACCAAACCCAACAACAAGGGUUUUGCAUACGUUGACUUCUCGACCGAACUCGCCAUGUACGCGUGCAUCGCGUUGACCGAGACCAAGAUGGACGGCCGAGCGCUACUUAUAAAGAACGCAAAGAGCUUUGAAGGCCGACCUGAUAAACCAAAGGCGGAGGUGGAAGAGUCUGGUUCUGGUGGUCGUGGGAAGGUCGUGGGCAAGCCGGGCGGUCACCCACCAAACAAGCGUGUUUUCGUUGGUAAUCUCUCAUUUGAUGUGGCCAAAGAGGAUCUCGAGGCUCACUACGCCCCUUGCGGGUCGGUCGAGAACAUACACAUGGCGACUUUCGAAGACUCUGGAAAGUGCAAGGGUUAUGCCUGGGUCACAUUUGGAGACGUCGAAGCCGCUACCUGCGCUGUUCAAGGGUUCGUUAUGAAAACCGAGGCUGAUGUCAAAGCCAUGAAGAAGAAGAACACAGAGGGUUCGGAUGAUGAAGAGACCGAGGUGAAGAACCCGACCAAGAGGAGGAAGUGGCUGCUGAACAAGCUAAACGGCCGAGAGAUGCGUUGCGAGUUUGCUGAAGACUCCACAACACGCUACAACAAGCGGUAUGGCAAGGAUAAGCCAGCUGCGCCCGUUGACGGCGUAAAUCCAGAUCGCUGGAAGAACUUUGGUGGCGAUGGUGACAGGGCAGGUGGCAGGAGAGAGCCAAGAGAGCCUCGCGCGCCACGUCCCCCUAAAAAUGGGCCCAAUAGUGUUCAGCCUGGCAAGAAGGUUGACCCUAGGUCGAUCAAGAGUGGUUCUGCGCACAUGAACGCUCAAAGAGCCAGUCAAGCGAUCGUGGAAGGCCAGGGCAAGAAGACCACGUUCUAGUAAGCACGUAAAGCAGCCUCGUGUAAUUGUAGACGGCACAGUCUGCGCAGCGUCGAGUGUGACUGCCCGACUUGGGAGGUUGCUGCACUUGGACU
Messenger RNA from Boeremia exigua, 1829 nucleotides. Its product is annotated as RNA-binding protein. Gene Ontology annotation, molecular function: RNA binding. The transcript has a single exon. The record is from RefSeq and is a predicted model, not a curated record. The coding region runs from base 349 to 1734 and encodes 461 amino acids. Lineage: Eukaryota; Fungi; Ascomycota; Dothideomycetes; Pleosporales; Didymellaceae.